GUAUUUUAAAUAACGAUAAUUUUUAAUAAAAACUUCCAAAAAGGCGGCACGUUUUAUGGAAACGAUGAGCACUAGCGGUCGAAAGUCGCUUACUCCGAAUCCGGCAGCAGAUGGGCAAAUGGACCCCGUAUCCAUACCAAUCGGCAACACGAAUGGGCGGGAGGAUAUAUGGGACGAUAGUAUUAUCAUAAAAAAGUAUGACGCCUCGCUCGCACUGAUCAAGGAAGAGGUUGCGAAGCGUCUCGCCAUGAACACAAACCGGAAGACGCUCGCAGAAUCAGCCGGAUGCAGCACUGCCAAAAGCCGCAAGGAUCAGAAAAAAGACAGCGAAUCAACCGGUGGAGAGGCGACAGUCGGUUCGCUGGAGCAGGAGGAAAAAGGCACCAUGGAGAUAUCGGAACAGGACAGACCAACGGGUGCGUUCGAGCUAAACGACUACGUGCGAGCGACGUACGAUGACGGUGUCGAUUAUGAGGCCAAAAUUAUCGGCUUUGGUGACCACGGUGACUGCCUGAUCCGGUAUGUGGGCUACAACAACGAGCAGUUCGUGCUGGUGGAGGAGCUUUUACCCUCGUGGGGUCGCAAAGCCCGCCGACAACAGCGGGUCGAGGCGGCCGAAGUAGCGGAAGCUGCGGAAGGCGAAGCAACUGCCGCUGACUCACAGAUGGACAUCAGCGAUGACGAGCGGUUCAUGCGGCAAGCGAGCAAGAAGAAGAUCAACUUUGGCACAAGCUUUGGGCGGACGAACGUCGGUGCGGGGUCUGGAGGCAUGAGCGGGCGAGCGGGCAUGAUGGGUCCGAAUCUGUCCACCGCGUACAUGGUUCCACCGCCUCCGCCGAUGCCACCGAUGCUGGAGUCCGCGGAUGAUGUCGAGUCCGAGAAUCUCUCCGCCAUGCUGAUGUCCUGGUACAUGAGCGGAUACUACACGGGUCUCUACCACGGGCAGCGGAUGUCCCAGCAACAGCAGCAGCACACACUACAACAGAACAGCGCGACACAACGCAGCAACGCGCAACAACAGAAGCGAGCUCGGCAGUCGUAAUUGGCCCGGAUCUUACCCUGUUGUUAGUCACCGGCAUUAUCGUGUUUUUUAGGCAGUCUUCAUCGUGUUCUAACGAAUCCGCUGAAACUGGUUCACUAUCUGACCCGUUACGGGUGUACGCCGGUUGGUAACAUCCGGUUGCUGACUCGGAGAGUAUUCCAACCGGUGCCACAGUCGAAGGGCCCCUACUUAUCCGCAUGCUUAUGCCAGCACAGCGCACCUGGCCACCAGACGGAAAGCUCGUGCGUUACUUUCGUUUUAUUUAUUUCUGUGAUGCGAACUGUGGGAGAGUAGAUGAACUAAAGGAAAAGGAGAUGAGAAAUAUACAAUGGU
Molecule: messenger RNA, 1375 nt
Organism: Anopheles nili
Lineage: Eukaryota; Metazoa; Arthropoda; Insecta; Diptera; Culicidae
Gene: Smn
Product: survival motor neuron protein
Exons: 2
Coding region: 56-1042 (328 amino acids)
Source: RefSeq, a predicted model, not a curated record